UCAGGCUUACGAUUAUGAACAUCAAGAAAUCUAUUCUGCGUUGGCCUUUACCACACCAGUCUAGUUUCGCAAAAUUAACUCCUGCACAGUAUUAAAAAAACAAUAAUGAUAUUUAUUUGAAACCCAGAAUUGUUUAAAUCAAUUUUUUAAAAAGCAUAAAUUCACUUUGCUUUCGUUAUGUGUGAUCAUUAUUGGGAACCUUUGGCCGAAGUGUACAUUACGAAACAGACUGAAGACCCUGACAGUUAUAUUUAUUGUUUGUGUAGCAGAGUUUUUAUCCGAACUCCAGAGAUAAAUUCAUUUCUUAAUUCCGACGAUGUGAGUGAAGGUGACGACUUUGAAACUGACUGCGUGGGUGAAAUAUUAAAUGUGGAAAAAGUAAUUCACAUCGAAGCACAAUCUUGUAAUAUUGAAAAACACGAUGAGGAACCAGUAAGUUGUUAUUGCAGUGCAUCACAUACUGAUAAUAAUUAUUCAACCGACGAACAUGAUUCAAUUCGUGACUCGGCCAAUCGACAACCAACAUUAUCAUUUACACAGAAACUUGGUCUUCAUCAAUCCGACUCUGGUGCAGAUUUAUCAGAAUAUCAAGAUCAACAAGAAGUGAAAAAUAUUCAGAGUCUCUUUGAAUCAUACAAAAAAUCUCUAGGCACAACUGAAGAAUCAUUAAAUAAAUCCGAUCAAGAUAUUCUCAUAAAAAAUAAAACAAUAAUUAGCUCAGAGAAAGUGCACAAUGAGAAUAAAAAUAUUCCAUUAACCGAAAAUAGCAAAACAAAUCCCUUUAUUGGAAAGAACGAAAAUAUUCCUAUUAUCGAAAAGAAUGAAAUUUCCUUCAAACAAACAAUUACUUUACUCGAAAAAAAGAAGGGAGAGACACAAACAAUUGUUGAGAAUAGUGAAAAUAUUUCAGUAAUUAAAACAAAUUCGGAAAAUGGAAUAAUUGAAGAAGUGAAAUUUAAGAGAAAUAAUUUUGACGAAUCUGAAGAAUGGAAUUUCCUUCAGGAAUCACUUAGUAAAAAUAAAAUUGAAUUAGCUUGGGAAAGAUAUUGGUCCAAGUGUGGUGAAUGUAUCAUAUGGGCAUCGUGGUUAGAGAAAUAUGCGAAUUACAUUAAUCCUGAAUAUUUACCAGGAAAUUCUCGCGCUGCAGAGAAUACGGACGAAAAGGAGCAACAGCAGUUAUCGGAAAAAUUUCUCGAACAAAAUACCUGCUUUCCAAGUGAAGCUCAUCGAAAUUGUGUAAUUGGUCGUUCGAAUUUCGAGGGGAUUUUCGGUAAAUCCGAUAUAAUACACGAAAGAAUUCACGAUACAUCGAAAAAUGGUAAUUUUUCAUUCGACAACACUCAGAAACAGGAAGUAAAUGAAAGAGAAGCCGAAGAUAAUAGAAAGAGAAUAGGAAAUCAAUUGUCACCUGAAGCUGGUGAAGGAUGGAAUCCCCUAAGUCCAUUUAGUGUCGAGGACAGUUAUUUACCGUCAAAUGCCGAAGAUGAAAAACUUAUAACAAAAUGUGAUUCCAUCAGUGGUUCCAUAACCCGAACAAAUGCAACUUCCGAUUCAAUGACAAAUGUCACGAAAAUGACAUUGACAAGUUCAAGUUGUGAUUCCGCCUCUACGCAAUCGUCGAGUCUCGUGAGUUCAACAAUGAGUUCCAAUGAGAGUAACGUGACAAGUAGCAGUUCAGAUGUUGGCAAUGAAUACACCACAGUCGAGGAUAAUGAUAAAUAUUGGCAGGAAUUGUGGAAAGAAAAUUUUCAAGAGCAAUACAAGAAUCAUUAUGAGAAAUUUAUCAAAGAAUCUGUCGUGAAAUUUGCGGAAGUGAAUGUUGAUGAUAAAGAUAAAGUGACGAAGGAAAUAAAGCCUGAUGAAAUUGAGAUUAAGUCCGAGGAGAUUGUUGUUGAAAAAGUCACUUCGGGUAAAAAGAAAAUGAUUAUGGAAUCCGUUGGUAUGCUUAUGCAAAAUUUAACAAUGAGUUGCGAGCCAAAUUCUGAUGAAAAUUGCUUGGAAAUAAUUGUCGAUGAUAAUGAGGAAAAUGGUGAAAAUUUUCUUCAUCACACAACUGAGUCUGAUGUUGCAGUUUGCAACAUUGAAAGUAAAAUAAAUAAUUCGUUAAAGCAUAAUGAAGUUAGAGAAAUGGAAAGCGAGGAAAAGCCAAUUACACUUAAGCGCAGCCAUGAAGCAGAUGACGUUGGAGAAGGACUAGAGACUGUGAAAAAAGCAUUUUUAUUGAUGGGAUAUACUUUUAACGAGGAGCACAAGAAAAAUAAACUCCAAGGAGAAGUGAUUUACAAGAAGAAGAAUAUUAGAUUGCAAAAUAGACAAUUAAAAAUGAAACUUUCACGACCCAAACCACUUAAUAAACAUAUUUAUUUCAAUGACAAUGGCGAGGAAAUUACAAAUACACCCAGUGAGAUUAAGGCUGAAGUGGAACUACAAUCCUCAGAGAAAGAAUUUUUAUCAAACGUCCAAUUUACUUCAAGUUCCGACGAAGAAUGUGAAUCGAUACAUAAAUCGAAAUUAAAUUCAAAACGAAUUCUUAUUAAUAAUAAAUCGUCUACAACUAUCGAUGCAAAAUUAAAUAGACAAGAAAUUAGUGAUAACAAUACAUUCAGUAUUGAAGUAAAUGAGGAUGUGAAAAUUUUAAAUACAGAUUUAAUUUCUGAUAUUAAAGAAAUAUGCAAUGAUAAAAUUCCAAUGGAGGAAGAUCCAAAAGUUUAUCAGGAAAAUAUUUUAGUUUCAAAAACACAGAAGAAGAAGAAACGAAAGCAAAAUAAAAGAAAUAAUUUACCAGCAGAAGUUGACGGUGAUUCAACACUCAUGAAAUAUUGGGUUAAAAGAUAUCGAUUAUUUUCUAAAUUCGAUCUAGGAAUAAAAUUAGAUAGAGAAAGUUGGUUUUCCGUCACUCCUGAGAAAAUAGCACAACAUAUCGCAGAAAAAUGUAAAUGUGAUACAAUUAUAGAUGCAUUUUGUGGCGCUGGUGGAAAUUCCAUACAAUUUGCAUUAACUUGCGAAAAAGUUUUGGCGAUAGAUAUCGAUCCGUUAAAAAUAGAAUUAGCUCGAAAUAAUGCUAGAAUUUAUGGCGUGGAGGAUAGAAUAGAAUUUAUCGUUGGAGAUUUCUUUCAAUUAGCAUCGAAUUUAUUUGCUGAUGUGGUGUUUCUAAGUCCCCCAUGGGGAGGGCCGAGUUAUGCCAAAAAUGACACUUUUGAUCUUAACAAUAUCAUGUAUCCAAAAGGUGGAAUUGAACUAUUUAAUGUAGCCAAACAAAUUUCCAAUCAUAUUGCAUAUUUUCUUCCUAGAAACGUUGAUACUAUGCAACUCGCAAUGUUGGCUGGAAUUGGAUCUGCGGUUGAAAUCGAACAAAACUUUUUGGAUAGAAAACUGAUAGCCUUGACAGCUUAUUAUGGAGAACUUCCUCAAGACUGCUGACAUGAAUUCCCUACUCUUAGUAAUAUAUAAAGUUAAAUUGCCAUUUCACUGUCCAUUUGACUAAAUGUAAAUAAUGGUUUAAAAAUAAUAAUUUUUGUCUGUGACGUAAAGAAUUGUAGUGAUAUUACGAUUAUUAUCCAUAGUGUAAUCGAAAAGCUUCGUUUAAAGUGUAAUUUUAAAUGACUAAAAACCGAAACGAACUUUAUAAAAUUAAUUCUAAUUCUUAAUUGAUUUGAAUUAUAUAUCAAUUUCCAUAAUUGUUACGUAAUUAUGUUCGCAAAUGAGUGUAUCUUUUUUUUUAAAUUAAAUUUUGCUAAUAUUU
Messenger RNA from Leptopilina heterotoma, 3742 nucleotides. It is a transcript of the gene Tgs1, whose product is annotated as trimethylguanosine synthase. NCBI's taxonomy places the organism in Eukaryota, Metazoa, Arthropoda, Insecta, Hymenoptera, Figitidae. The coding region runs from base 178 to 3420 and encodes 1080 amino acids. Gene Ontology annotation, cellular component: nucleus. The record is from RefSeq and is a predicted model, not a curated record. The transcript has 8 exons. Gene Ontology annotation, molecular function: RNA cap trimethylguanosine synthase activity. Gene Ontology annotation, biological process: 7-methylguanosine cap hypermethylation; 7-methylguanosine RNA capping.